AUGGGGCCAGGGAUGGUGCUCUGGGGGCCCCCACUGCUGAUGGUGCUGACGCUGCUCACAAGGCCCCCCAGCUCCUGGGGGGCCCGGGUCGUGGGGGGCCGCGAGGUGACCCCGCACUCCCGGCCCUUCAUGGCUGCGGUGAGCUUCGAGGGCCAGCAGCACUGCGGGGGAUUCCUGCUACGAGCCGGCUGGGUGGUCUCGGCGGCCCACUGCUUCCAUGGCAGAGACCCUCGCUCGGGCCUGGUGGUUCUGGGGGCCCACGCCCUGCAUACCCCGGAGCCCACCCAGCAGGUGCUCGGCAUUGCAGCCGCCUUUGGGCACCCGGACUACCGGCCCUCCACGCACGCCAACGACAUUUGCCUGCUGCGGCUGAACCGCUCUGCCGUCCUGGGCCCGGCCGUGGGGCUGCUGCGGCUGCCGCGCACGGGCGCCAAGCCCCCAGCGGCCGGGGUGCGGUGCCGGGUGGCCGGCUGGGGCUCCAUAUCCAGUUUCGAGGAGUCGCCGCCGGGGCUGAUGGAGGCCGAGGUGCGCGUGCUGGGCCUUGACGCCUGCAACAGCUCCUGGAAGGGUCAGCUCAGCCCCAACAUGCUUUGCACCCGCAGCGGAGACCGCCGGAGGCGUGGCUUCUGCACGGGGGACUCCGGGGGACCCCUGGUAUGCCGGAGCCGGGCCCACGGCCUGGUCUCUUUCUCAGGCCUCUGGUGUGGGGACCCCAAGACCCCAGACGUGUACACGCAGGUGUCAGCCUUCGUGGCCUGGAUCUGGGAGGUGGUUCAGCAGCCCAGCCCUGCACCCCGGCCCCCUGGGCACCUAGGAGGACCUGCCAAAGCCAUGCCUCCACAGGCUGCGGAUGCUGAGCGGCGCCUGGGCGCGACCCAGGGGCUGGGAGCAGCGGCGGGGGGCGCGGGGCCCUGUGCGCUGUGCAGCAAGCCCGGGGACCACGCACGUCCGCCACGUCCUGCUGUCCGCACCCGCGCCCUGGCCCCGCCCGCUGCACACCCGCGCUGA
This is a messenger RNA of Lepus europaeus (European hare), 1008 nucleotides long. RefSeq names its product serine protease 57 (gene PRSS57). Gene Ontology annotation, molecular function: serine-type endopeptidase activity. Lineage: Eukaryota; Metazoa; Chordata; Mammalia; Lagomorpha; Leporidae. The record is from RefSeq and is a predicted model, not a curated record. Gene Ontology annotation, biological process: proteolysis. Bases 1 to 1008 code for a protein of 335 amino acids. The transcript has 6 exons.